Messenger RNA from Adineta ricciae, 4605 nucleotides. NCBI's taxonomy places the organism in Eukaryota, Metazoa, Rotifera, Eurotatoria, Adinetida, Adinetidae. The record is from the annotation of a GenBank genome assembly.
AUGAAUAUAAUUCCAUUUGAAAUGCUAAGUAUAUAUGCACGUUUGGCAAAACCUUUUAUUUGUUUUUUUUCUGCUUGCACGCAGUGCGUGCAAGUCAAUAUCAUUUGUAAUAAAACGUGUAUCGACGUGAGAACGACAUUCUUCGUAAUAUUACCCGGCAACAUGACGGAAGCAAAUCCAGGAAAAUCUGACGACAAUAACUCGAAGAAAGAUCAUCAUGACGAACCUGAUGAUAUCGACGAUGAAAAACAAGUCGAAAAGCCGUUAUUAGAAUCGCCACCUGAAACUGAAAUAAAACAACCAAGAAAAAAGAUUAAAAUGUCGGCAAAGAAGCAGAAAGCAACAUCUGCCGAAGAGGUUGCAGGUGGUGGUGAUUCGUCAAUGUUCGACAUAACAUUGGAUCAACUGAAGGAACUCAUGCAGGAACGAGGCAAAGACUUAAUGGAAAAAUUAAAACAAUCAGAAUACAAUGGUGUCAAAGGCAUUUUAGAAAAAUUGAAAGUUGAUGGAAAUAAAGGUUUAGAUUCUAAUAACGAACAAGAUCUUGAACAACGUCGUGAAGCAUAUGGAAGAAAUGAAAUUCCACCCAAACCAAUGAAAUCCUUUCUCCGACUUUGCUGGGAUGCACUUCAUGACAUGUUAUUGAUUAUUUUAUUAGUUUGUGCUAUUGUAUCAAUUGGCCUCUCAUUUUACCGAGCACCGAAAGAAGACGAUAGUAAAGAAGAUGAACCUAAUUUGGAAUGGAUUGAAGGAGUAGCUAUUCUCGUUGCUGUGCUUGUUGUUGUAUUCGUGACAGCAAUCAAUGAUUGGAGAAAAGAACGGCAAUUUCGUGGGUUGGAGAGUAAAAUCGAAAAAGAUCAACAAACAUCCGUUGUACGAGAUAACAGUAUACAACAAAUUCCGAUCAAUGAACUCGUUGUUGGUGAUCUAUGCUUUAUUAAAUACGGUGAUCUUUUGCCAGCCGAUGGCUUGAUUGUACAAUCGAGUGAUUUGAAGAUUGAUGAAUCUUCUAUAACAGGAGAAACUGAUUUAAUUAAGAAGAGCACGAAAGAAGAUGUGGGAUUGUUAUCAGGUACACAUGUUAUGGAAGGUAGUGGUCGGAUGGUUGUCGUAGGUGUUGGUUUAAAUUCCCAAGUUGGUAGUAUUAUGAGUUUACUUGGUGCUGCUGGCGAUGAUUCGAAAAAGAAAGGAAAGAAGGACAAAGGUAAAGACAAAAAGAAAGAUAAACCAGACGAAAAGAAAAAGUCCAAGCCAAUUUCAUCGACGAAAGUCGCGCCAGAUAGAUCAACAUCCGAUGAGAAGAAAAGCGACGCUCAAACAGUGGAAACAAUUAAUGAAACGAAACAAUCAUCAACAAGUCAUCCACGUGUUCGAAAACUACCCGAAGUCAAUCAACCAAGUAAAGAAGAACAUGAAAUGAAACCAACAAAAUCAGCCGAGUCGAAAGACGAUGGUGACAAUAAAUCGAACAAAUCAUCAAAUUCUAAUGAUGGUGAUAACAAGAAUAGUGAAUCGAAAAAGCAAUCAGUCAAAAGCACAUCGAAUGAUGGAGACGAUAGUAGUGAGCAAAAACUAAAGAAAUCAAGCUCGAAAAGUCUCAAUAAAAAUGAAUCAGAGAAGAAAAAAUUAGAUUCUGAUGAAGAAGAUAACAACGACGAACAAGACACGAAGAAAUCCAGUUCGAAUGAAGAUGCUGUUGGCGACCAAAAGGAGCAGCCAUUGAAAGCAGAGAAUAAAAAUGACCAAGAAACAAAAAAAUCCGGUUCCGACGACGAAUCCGACAACGGUGAGGGUGAUAAAGAUAAACAAGAAAAGACUUUAACAAAAAAGAAAAGUAGUGAUAAUAAAUCCGAGAAGAAAUCCAACGAAAAUGAAAGUGACAAUGAAGAACAAGAAAAGAAAUCAGAAACAACGAAACAAAAAGAAAGUGACGAUCAAGUCAAACCAACAUCAGCGGAUGAUGACAAGAAUAAAUCUGAUAAGAAAGAAGAUCCUGAAAAGAAAUCAGCCGGGUUAGCAGCAGUAGCCGAACAGGCUGACGAUGAAAAAGAUGGUGAGAGUGGAUCGAAAGAUGGUAAACAGAAAUCUGUUCUACAAGCAAAAUUAACUCGUUUAGCACUUUACAUUGGUUACAUCGGCAUGACUGCUGCAUUUUUAACACUAAUUUGUUUAAUUGUUCGUUUCUGUAUAACAACUUAUGUUGUGAAAGGGAAAAAAGCAUCUGGUGCUGAUGUUUCUUAUUUUAUUUCAUUUCUUAUUCAAGCAAUUACUGUCGUCGUUGUUUCAGUACCAGAAGGUCUUCCCCUUGCCGUUACACUCGCUCUUGCCUACGCCGUGCGAAAAAUGAUGACGGAUAACAAUCUUGUCCGACAUUUAGAUGCAUGCGAAACAAUGGGUAAUGCGUCAACCAUCUGUUCAGAUAAGACAGGAACCUUAACAACAAAUCGUAUGACAGUCGUGCAGUGUUAUGUUAAUGGUAAACAUUAUGAUAAACUACCGAAAAAUGAAGAAAUCAAUAAGGAUUUACUUCCACUUUUGUUCGAAGCUGUAACAGUCAAUUCAAAUUAUACAUCAAAAAUUGAGAAAUCGAAAGAUAAAGAAGAUGGCAGUUUGCCCAAACAAGUCGGUAAUAAAACUGAAUGUGCCUUACUUGAUUUGGUGCAGAAAUGGGGCGGAUCGUACGACGAGGUUCGAAAGAAUUUUCCCGAAGAUAAAUUGGUUAAAGUUUACACAUUCAAUUCUGCACGGAAAAUGAUGUCAACAAUUAUCGAACGUGAAGACGGUUAUCGACUUUAUACGAAAGGUGCAUCAGAAAUGGUUUUAACAAAAUGUAAAUCAAUCAUUGACAAAGAUAAUAAACCAAAAGAUUUAAGUGAGGAUGAAAAGAAGAAAAUCACCAAAGACGUGAUCGAGAAAAUGGCAAAUGAUGGUCUACGAACAAUUUCUAUUGCUUACCGCGAUCUUGGCAAAGAAAAGCAAAAUUGGGAUGACGAAGAUAAGAUUAUCAAGGAUUUAAUAUGUAUCGGUCUAGUAGGUAUUGAAGAUCCUGUUCGUGACGAAGUACCGGAAGCUAUUGAGAAAUGCCAAAAAGCAGGUGUGGUUGUUCGAAUGGUAACCGGUGAUAACAUUAUGACUGCUCGUUCUAUUGCUACGAAGUGUGGUAUUAUUAAACCGGAUGAUGAUUUUCUUAUAUUGGAAGGCAAAGAAUUUAAUAAACGUAUUCGUGAUUCUUCUGGAAAGAUUUCCCAAAAGAAACUUGAUGAAGUUUGGCCGAAAUUACGUGUUCUCGCACGUUCAUCGCCACAAGAUAAAUACAAUUUAGUCAACGGUAUUGUUGAGAGUCGAGUAACUGAAAACCGAGAAGUUGUUGCUGUUACUGGCGAUGGUACUAAUGAUGGUCCUGCACUCAAACGCGCUGAUGUUGGAUUUGCUAUGGGUAUUCAAGGAACAGAUGUUGCGAAACAAGCAUCGGAUAUUAUACUAACGGAUGAUAAUUUCUCAUCGAUUGUCAAAGCUAUGAUGUGGGGAAGAAAUGUUUAUGAUUGUAUUGCCAAAUUUCUUCAAUUUCAACUGACUGCCAAUCUCUCAGCUGGUGUGCUAUCUGUUAUUUCCGCAGCAGCUAUAAGUAGCGUUCCAUUACGAGCCGUGCAAAUGCUUUGGGUCAAUCUCGUUAUGGAUACGUUAGCAUCUCUUGCACUUGCCACUGAACCACCAACCGAAGAUUUAUUAAAUCGAAAACCAUAUGGUCGUACAAAAUCGAUUAUAUCACCAAUGAUGAUGCGUAAUAUUAUUGGUCAAUCAUUGUACCAACUGGCCAUUAUGUUUAUUAUUCUUUAUGCCGGACAAAAUUUUCUUGAUGUUGAGUCAACUGUUAUCAAAUUGCAAUCAAACCCUCAUGCCGGACGAGAAUUAAGUGCACAAUUUACGAUGGUAUUCAAUGCAUUUGUUUUAAUGACAUUGUUCAAUGAAAUCAACUCACGAAAACUACACGGAGAAAGAAACGUAUUCAAAGGUAUACACCGAAACCCAUUCUUCUAUGGUAUUUGGAUAUUCUGUUUUAUUGCACAAAUCCUUAUUGUCACUUUUGGUAGUAACGUGUUCAGUUGUGAGCGAUUAGAUAUUAAACAAUGGGCAUGGAGUUUACUUUUCGGUGUUGGUUCACUUCUAUGGCAACAGUUACUUCUAUUUAUCCCAAUCAAGCCAUUUAGUCGAUGUUUCUCGGGAAUAUAUCGUGUAUGUUGCCCAUGCUUGUCCAAGAGAAAGAAAAAGAAUGAGGAUAGAGAAGAAGAAGAUGAUGAACCUCGAAACAAAUCAGGCGGAAAACGCGAGAAAAGACGGCAUUCGAAGAAAGGAAGUACUGAAGAUGAUAAUGAACAAAUCUUCGGCAAAUAUGCUACUGUCGGGCAUUUGACAAAUGCGACGGUUGUAAUGGCACCACCACCAAUGUUCGCACGAUAUAUGCUUCGAAAAAGUGUUGAUCGACUGAAUACAGAGUUUCAAGUUAUUAAUGCCUUUCGUUCGCGAUUGGAAGUGGUAAAAGAGAAAAAAACUGAAAUAUCUACUGAACAGAAACGCAAUAGCCAAGAUCAUUUAAUCGAUGAAUAA